This is a messenger RNA of Sphaerulina musiva SO2202, 663 nucleotides long. RefSeq lists its product as uncharacterized. The record is from RefSeq and is a predicted model, not a curated record. The coding region runs from base 1 to 663 and encodes 220 amino acids. The transcript is spliced from 2 exons. NCBI's taxonomy places the organism in Eukaryota, Fungi, Ascomycota, Dothideomycetes, Mycosphaerellales, Mycosphaerellaceae. Gene Ontology annotation, molecular function: electron transfer activity; copper ion binding.
AUGCAGUCCCGACUCACCCUCCUCCUCCUCCUUGGUUCUUCCGCCUACGCUCAGACCGUCCACGAAGUCGUUGCCACAGAUGGCGUGGAAUUCGAGCCAAACUCGCUCUCCGACGUGGCAGCAGGAGACAUGAUCAAAGUGACUUUUAGCAAAGUCAAUCAUCAUGAUAUUGUCUCUGGAUCGUGGGCAUCGCCUUGCGAAUUCAAUAGCGCUGUCGGUCUCAACUCUGGUGUCUACAGCAAUGGAGAAGUCUUUGAGUUCACCGUGAACUCUACAGAUCCUCAGAUUUUCUUCUGUGCCGUCGGACCUCAUUGCCAGUUGGGAAUGUCUCUUGCUGUCAAUCCCAGCGGCGACGAAACCAUCGAAGCCUACCAAACCGCAUCCAAAGGCAAAGAAGCCACAGGCCCAACUUCUGAAGGUCCCGUAGGAGGUACACUAGUGGGAACCAUGACAACAGCCUCCUCCAACGACGACCCUGCAAACUCCACCACCACCACUACCAAUACCACGGAAUCCACUAAUACUACCGAAUCAUCCAACACUACCAAUACGACAAGUAGUCCAACUCCUACUGCCUCGAGCUCUGGAGCUGCUGCUGGAUUCGGUGCUAGUGUGGCGAUGAUUGGUGCACUUGUUGUUGGCGCUAUGGCGUUUGUUAUGUAG